AUGAAAUUAAAAAAUCCAAAAUCGUUGACCUCACUAGUAAAUUUAUAUUUAAAAAACAUUCAUAACCCUAUGGAGCUUAAAGAUUUAAUUAAUUAAUUAUUGAGUGAUGCUACAUUUUUGCCAAUAUAUGGACUUACUGAUUAAUAAAAACUUGAGCAUAAAACCAUCUUUACAAAUAUUCAACUUGGUAAUAAUUAAAACUUAGGGUAACUUAUGAAACUAAAUUAGCACUAUAAUCGGAAUGACAGUUUUAGGAGUAAUUGGAUUCUUGGCACUUGGAUUUACUUUUUUAGGAGCCAUAGGUGGAGGAGCUAUCGGGAUUAUAUUAGGUAGAUAUUUAGGAAGAAAAAUCUCAAAAAAAAUAGCUACUAAAGGGAUAAAUUUAACUGAAUUUGAUAUAUUUAUUAUUCGAGUAAAAUGCUUAUUAAAAUGGGUAAAUUUCAAUUUAAUAAUUUAGGGUAAAUUGAUUAUGAUAAAAUAUACAAACAAUAUCAAUUUAUAGAGGUUUUGUGUUCAAAGAAUUUUAACAGAAAUCAAACCUUUAUUGCAUUAUAAGUAUUUUGAUGAGAAAUUUCAAAAAGAAUCACAUACUUUAUUAGUAAAAAUAAGAGAAUGGCUAUCUAAAGAAUAAUCAAUCUAUGCAUUAUGUCUUAGUUAUAAAUUAACGAAGGAAUAUAUUCAAAUAGUUGA
Molecule: messenger RNA, 690 nt
Organism: Paramecium primaurelia
Lineage: Eukaryota; Ciliophora; Oligohymenophorea; Peniculida; Parameciidae
Source: the annotation of a GenBank genome assembly